AUUUGUGGUGGACUAGCACACAGCAACUCGGAGGACGCACAGAAGUUCAGACACACUGAGAGGACAGCAUGAAACCAAAUCAGCUUUUUCUGCUGCUUUUAAUUAGUGCAGAAACUGCAUUUGGAUCUAUGGAUGCAAAACCAAAGCCAGUUCUUAGAGGACCUCCACAGACCUGGCUGACUGAAGGAGACUCAGUGACUCUGAGCUGUGAGGUUACAGGCUCCACUACAGGCUGGAGAUUCCACUGGUACAAGACUGCCCCCUACAGGCCUGAGUUGUUACAUGUGACUCAUGAAAGCAGAACAUAUUCAGUAGAGCUGCUCUCAGACAGCAUCAAAGGAGUUGGAGGCUCCUACACUCUCAACCCUGCUGCUCUUAGACACACAGGGGUUUAUGUGUGCAGAGCAGAGAGAGGAGAGCCAGCCUAUCACACAGAGUUCAGCCAACCUCAGCCUCUCUGGGUCACAGGUCUUUCUACUGCAUCCAUUGUUGUCAGUCCCAACAACAAAACACAUUUUACAUCUCAGCCUCUGUCCCUGAGCUGUAUGGACAGUGGGAACUCAACAGGAUGGAGACUGAGAUGGUUCUCAGGUAUGAUGGAGCGUGAAAAGUGUCCUUAUGAUUGGACAAACACGGGAUCCAGCUGCAGAAUCAGCUCAUCAUCAUCAUUAGACAGUGGAGUGUACUGGUGUCAGUCUGAGUCUGGAGAGCAGAGUAACCCUGUCAACAUCACAGUGCACUAUGACAGUGUGAUCCUGGAAAGUCCUGCACAUCCUGUGACUGAAGGAGAUCCUCUGACUCUGCGCUGUAGAUAUCGCUACCAGCCAUCAAACAUCAGUGCUGACUUCUAUAAAGAUGGGACACUCCUGCAGACCUCCACCACAGGAGAGAUGGCCAUCCCUGCAGUCUUAAAGUCACAUGAAAGCCUCUACAAGUGCAGCAACCCAGAGAGAGGAGAGUCACCAGAGAGCUGGAUCACAGUAAAGGAUCCUGGACCAUCUAAGCUAGAAAUGGUUGGUGUAGUUGUUGGAAUGAUACUCAUCUUGGUUGCAGGCACAAUGAUACUCCUGAUGUAUUGUUUCAAGAAGCUUAAAGGCCCUGGGACACAAACACCACUGCCUGGUCAGCAACAGCAUAACAUCAGUCAGGAUCAGGACCAGCACAUCUCUGGAGGAAAGGAAGAAGAUCAACAGGAAUAUUACACAUUACACAGUGAUGGUGCUGACGCUAGACUGAGUGAUGUUACUUAUGCCACCAUUGAUCAACAAGGCACAAGUGAGAAUGUCAAAAACAGGAAGAAAAAAGAAGGACAUGAAGCAGAGGCAGCUAUUGUGUAUUCAGAGCUCAAAACCGUGAAUAACGCAGGAGAAGCUGGUAGCUGGACACAGUGACUUCAUGUAUGGCUAUGACAGGGAAACCAAUGGUAUGAAAAGUCUCCAAGGACAUGAAACAGGAAUUAAUUCGAUGGAGUAAUGUUUCGGCAAAAAGCUUUUAGCUGGGCCACACAAAACCUGAAUUUAAAAGAACCAAACUCAGUCCUUUAAAAGUGGACCAAAAGGUAGACCGAAACAAAAAGGACUCAGUUCCCUCUGUAUUCAAAUGGAAUUUAUUUCAAAGAGGGCUCUGAUCUCUUUGUAGUGCACUUCAGCUCUGAUGGGGCUUCAGUAUUCUUCCUGUUUCCACUAUACUUUAGCUUCUCUGGGGGUUUCAGACCUUACUGCUUUGGAUUAUGAAUGUAGAUGCUCUGGGUUAGUUAUGUAUUAUUUUCAUCAUCAUUCAUUAUCAGGUUCAAAUAAUUAUCAUGUCACAUGAUUGGUGUGGUGGUCUGUCACAAGCACACCCACUCACCCAUGCAAACACCCAUGCAAACACACACACACACACACACACACACACACACACACACACACACACACACUCACAAUGUCAUUUUAAUAUAUUCACAAUGAAAACAACAAGGAAAAAUCCAUCCUUGAAGGGAAGAACAUUUAUUCUGAGAAAAAAGAUCUCAUACAGAAAUAAAUAUGUUUAAUUAAAACACGUUGCUCCCAAUUAUCCUUAGAAAAUCUUAUAUACAAAACCUGAACCAAAAAAACAGAAGCAUUUCCCUAUCAUUUCAACUUUGUUAAGUUAAUCAGAGUGUCUGUGAACUUUCAGAGGUAGUUCAUUACUUUGUUUUUCACUAAGGUAUGCAAAUAAAGUGACACAGAGGCUAAAUCCUCUUGUCAUUUUUCAAAAU
This is a messenger RNA of Alosa sapidissima (American shad), 2239 nucleotides long. Its product is annotated as low affinity immunoglobulin gamma Fc region receptor II-a-like. The record is from RefSeq and is a predicted model, not a curated record. Lineage: Eukaryota; Metazoa; Chordata; Actinopteri; Clupeiformes; Clupeidae. Gene Ontology annotation, biological process: cell surface receptor signaling pathway. The transcript has 12 exons. Bases 69 to 1391 code for a protein of 440 amino acids. Gene Ontology annotation, molecular function: transmembrane signaling receptor activity.